GUUUAACCCAGCAGGCUCAUAAAGCAGCUCCAGGACAGUGAACCUUUGGAGUUUGAUAUGAUGUAAUUACCGAAUCACCCCAGUGACACGUUUCAAAAUCACUAGAAUGAAGGACUGAGUCUUCCGGGUGGUGAUCUCUGAAAUUGCUCAGUGAGCACCCCUAAUUUCGCUGAUUUACUGCUGACAAUCGCUCACAAUGGAAUCUAAUCAAAAAUCUGGGGAUGGACUGACGGGCAUGCAGAAAGAGGCCGCGCUGCGUGCGCUCAUUCAGCGCACAGGAUACCAAUUACUGCAGGAGAAUGGUCAGAGGAGGUACGGCGGGCCCCCUCCAGGCUGGGAAGGCCCUCCCCCAGAGAGGGGCAGUGAGAUUUUUGUGGGGAAGCUGCCAAGAGACCUCUUUGAGGAUGAGCUGGUCCCCCACUGUGAGAAAUUUGGGAAAAUCUUUGAGGUUCGGAUGAUGAUGGACUUCAACGGCAAUAAUAGAGGAUAUGCCUUCGUUACCUUUUACAACAAAAAUGAAGCCAAGACUGCCAUGAAACAGCUCAAUAACUAUGAAAUCAGGAACGGAAGGCUCCUGGGAGUGUGUGCCAGUGUGGACAACUGUCGUCUGUUUGUGGGGGGCAUCCCCAAAUCCAAGAAGAGAGAGGAGAUCCUGAUGGAGAUGAAGAAAGUAACAGAUGGGGUGUUGGAGGUGAUUGUUUACCCCAGUGCUGCGGACAAGACCAAGAACAGGGGCUUCGCCUUUGUGGAGUACGACAGUCACCGCGCUGCAGCCAUGGCCAGGAGGAAACUACUGCCAGGGAGGAUCCUGCUGUGGGGGCACGCCAUCGCCGUGGACUGGGCGGAGCCUGAAGUGGAAGUGGACGAGGACACCAUGGCAACGGUGAAGAUUCUCUACGUGAGGAACUUAAUGCUGGCCACUACAGAAGAGACCAUCGAGAAGGAGUUCAACAGUAUCAAACCAGGUGCUGUAGAGAGAGUGAAGAAGAUCAGAGACUAUGCCUUUGUCCAUUUCACCCAGAGAGAGGACGCGAUAAGCGCCAUGGACGCACUGAAUGGAAAGCUGGUGGAUGGCUCUCCCGUGGAGGUGACCCUGGCAAAGCCGGUGGAUAAGGACAACUACGUGCGCUACACCCGGGGUACAGGUGGCCGCGGUGGGGCCGUGCUCCAGGGGGAGUACACCUACACACUGGGCCAGGUGUAUGACCCCUCAGCAGCCUACCUGGGUGCCCCCGUGUUCUACGCCCCCCAGAUGUAUGCUGCCAUUCCUAAUCAGUUCCGCUUCCCCAUUGCCAAGGGGCUUGUGGGGGGCCGUGGCCUGGUGCGCACGCCCUCAGUCAGAGAAAUUUACAUGAAUGUACCUGUAGGGGCAGCGGGCAUACGCGGGAUGGGUGGUCGCGGAUACCUUGCCUACGCAGGUUUAGGCCGAGGCUGUGCCACCUACCAGCUAAAGACAGACAAGCACCCCGAGGACAAGCUCUUUGACCUGCUGCCAGGCAUGGAACUCACGCCCAUGAACCCUGUGAAGCCUCCCGGUAUCAAACACACACCACAGAUCUUGGAGGAUGUGUGUCAGAAGAAUAACUGGGGGCAGCCAGUUUAUCAGCUUCACUCUGCCAUCGGACCUGAUCAAAGCCAACUGUUCCUCUACAAAGUCACCAUUCCGGCUCUGUCCACCCAAUACCCUAAUGUGCAUCCGUUCACCCCAGCCAAGCUGUGUACAUCUGUGGAUGAGGCCAAGGUUCAUGCUGCGGAGCACGCCCUGCAUACCCUGGGUCUGCAGACAGAAGGAGCUGAGGCCUCCACUGCAGCCGUUGCUGCAUUCCCAGGUUACACAAUAGCGAACACCUCAGCCUCAGUAGCUGCCUCCCAGCUCAAACAGGCCGUCUCCCUGCACCAGGACAUGGCAGCAUACACUACCUACGAAGGCUAUCCCGCCUUCACCGUGGCAACCCGUGGAGACGGUUAUGGAGUGUACUAGGGCCAUCCUGGAACGUCAUCCCAUUUACCAGCAUUCAUUCGUAGUUCAGACUAUAUAAAACUACACUGAACAAAAAUAUAAAUUCAACAUGUAAAAGAUCCCAGAAAUGUUUCAUACGCACAACAUGUGUUCACAUCCCUGUUAGUGAGCAUUUCUCCUUUGCCAAAAUAAUCCAUCCACCUG
Molecule: messenger RNA, 2164 nt
Organism: Oncorhynchus mykiss (rainbow trout)
Lineage: Eukaryota; Metazoa; Chordata; Actinopteri; Salmoniformes; Salmonidae
Product: APOBEC1 complementation factor
Molecular function (GO): RNA binding
Source: RefSeq, a predicted model, not a curated record